UCAGCGCCGCGGAAGCCCUGCAGGAGCGGAGCGGGCGGCCCCGUGCGGCCCCUCAGAGCCGGGGCGGCGGCGGCGGCGAAGAUGGCGGCGGCGGACGGCGACGAUUCGCUUUACCCCAUCGCGGUGCUCAUCGACGAGCUCCGCAACGAGGACGUGCAGCUGCGCCUCAACAGCAUCAAGAAGCUCUCAACCAUCGCGCUGGCGCUGGGCGUGGAGCGAACCCGCAGCGAGCUCCUCCCUUUCCUCACCGACACCAUCUACGAUGAGGACGAGGUGCUGCUGGCCCUGGCAGAGCAGCUGGGCACCUUCACCGCCCUCGUGGGGGGACCCGAGUUCGUGCACUGCCUGCUGCCGCCGCUGGAGAGCCUGGCCACGGUGGAAGAGACGGUGGUGCGGGACAAGGCGGUGGAGUCGCUGCGGGCCGUGUCCCACGAGCACUCGCCGCCGGACCUCGAGGGUCACUUUGUGCCGCUGGUCAAGCGCCUGGCCGGAGGCGACUGGUUCACGUCGCGCACCUCGGCCUGCGGCCUCUUCAGCGUCUGCUACCCGCGCGUGUCCAGCCCCGUCAAGGCCGAGCUGCGCCAGUACUUCCGGAACCUGUGCUCGGAUGACACGCCCAUGGUGCGGCGCGCGGCCGCCUCCAAGCUGGGCGAGUUCGCCAAGGUGCUGGAGCUGGAGCACGUCAAGAGCGAGAUCAUCCCCAUGUUCUCCAACCUGGCCUCCGACGAGCAGGACUCGGUGCGGCUGCUGGCGGUGGAGGCGUGUAUGAUCGUCGUGGCGUGAGCAUCGCGCCAGCUGCUGCCGCAGGAGGCGCUGGAGGGGCUGGUGAUGCCCACGCUGUCGCGCAGGCGGCCGAGGACAAAGUCCUGGCGCGUGCGCUCCAUAGGUGGCCGACCACGUUCACCGCUGCUGCAGCGCGCCGUGGGCCCCGAGAUCACCAAGACCGACCUGGUGGGCGCCUUCCAGAGCCUGAUGAAGGACUGCGAGGCCGAGGUGCGCGCCGCCGCCUCCCACAAGGUCAAAGAGUUCUGUGAGAACCUGUCCCCCGACUGCCGCGAGGCCGUGAUCAUGGGCCAGAUCCUGCCCUGCAUCAAGGAGCUGGUGUCGGAUGCCAACCAGCACGUGAAGUCGGCGCUGGCCUCGGUGAUCAUGGGGCUGUCCCCGAUCCUGGGCAAGGACAACACGGUGGAGCACCUGCUGCCCCUGUUCCUGGCACAGCUCAAGGACGAGGUGGGCACACACCUGGGCACACCUGGGCACACCUGGGCACACCUGGGAAUAGAUGGAGAUACAUGGGGGCACACCUGGGCACACCUGCUGCCCCUGUUCCUGGCACAGCUCAAGGACGAGGUGGGCACACACCUGGGCACACACCUGGGCACACCUGGGCACAGACCUGGGCACACCUGGGCACACCUGGGCACACCCAAUGCAUUCCCAGUGGUUUUUUUCAGCUCCCUCUCGUGGUGGUUUUGUGAAUUGCAGCUUCCUCUCAGUAAUUCCCAGUCCCUCCCAGUCAAUCCCAGUAAAUCCCUCCCAGUCCAUCCCAGUCCCGUUCCAGUGGACAUUCCCAGCAUUUUCCGCGGGCUCCUCCUUAUGGUGGGCGGGCUUUUGGUGAACAACACUGGCAGAACGUUCCGCCCAGUGUAA
This is a messenger RNA of Serinus canaria (Common canary), 1650 nucleotides long. RefSeq names its product serine/threonine-protein phosphatase 2A 65 kDa regulatory subunit A alpha isoform-like. Gene Ontology annotation, molecular function: protein phosphatase regulator activity; protein binding. The record is from RefSeq and is a predicted model, not a curated record. Gene Ontology annotation, biological process: protein dephosphorylation. Gene Ontology annotation, cellular component: protein phosphatase type 2A complex; cytoplasm. NCBI's taxonomy places the organism in Eukaryota, Metazoa, Chordata, Aves, Passeriformes, Fringillidae.